Messenger RNA from Monoraphidium neglectum, 702 nucleotides. Its product is annotated as Cytochrome P450 3A28. Lineage: Eukaryota; Viridiplantae; Chlorophyta; Chlorophyceae; Sphaeropleales; Selenastraceae. The record is from RefSeq and is a predicted model, not a curated record. The coding region runs from base 1 to 702 and encodes 233 amino acids. The transcript has 5 exons. Gene Ontology annotation, molecular function: iron ion binding; monooxygenase activity; oxidoreductase activity, acting on paired donors, with incorporation or reduction of molecular oxygen.
AUGUCACGGCCAACCCAGACACGGGAGCAGGUUGGGCCUGGCUUCAGCCCCAGGGAGCUCGUGCUUGAUGACCUGAAGCGGCUGCCCUACCUUUCAUCGGCCCUCAAGGAGGCGAUGCGUAUGCUGCCGGUGGUCUCCAUCAUGGGCAGGGUGGCUGAGAGGACCGUCAAGGUGGGGCCCUACACGGUGCCACCUGGCACCAUCGUGGCGACGCCGCUGUUCGCUAUCCACAACACCAAGCACAACUGGGACGCGCCGGAGGAGUACAGGCCGGAGCGCUGGGAGAGCGUGCCUGUGGAGACGUAUGUCUGGGACGGCCGCGAGGGCGCCUCCGCCGCCGGCAGUGGCGCCGGCAGCGGGGACACCAGGAGCGGGGGCGGCGACAGCAGAGGCGGCGCAGCGGGCGGCCCUACGUGCGCCAGGAGGGGCAUUACCUUCAUGCCGUUCUCAGAGGGGCCGCGCAACUGCGUCGGCCAGUCGCUUGCCAAGAUGGAGGUGAUGGCGCUGCUGGCGAAGCUGCUAGCCAGCUUCCAGAUCGAGCUGGCGCCCGAGAUGGGCGGGCGCGAGGGCGUCAGGGGCAGGGAGAGCACCCACCUCACGCUGCAGACGGCAGGCACCAAGGGCAUUCGCUGCCGCCUGCGCCCACGCAGCGACGCUGUGGGCGCAGGCCGCGCUAGCGCGGGCGCGCCAGCGGGCGCGUAA